AUGGCCGUCGCUCGCGCGGUCUUGGUUCUUCUAGCGUCCACAGCACAAGCAUGGAUGCCCGAUGCAAAUGCCCGAAUCCAUGUCAAAUAUGGCGAUGAAACUUCUGAACAGUUUGCGGGUAAUACAACUGGACCAAACCACUUCCGCAUUUUAGACAGAGAUGACUUCUCACUAUUGGUAGGAGGAAGGAGUACGGUGUAUAAUUUAAGCUUAUAUGAUCUCUCUGAAAAUAUUGAUCAGCGACUGGAGUGGCAAUCAACAGAUGCGCACAGAGAACUAUGCCAGUUAAAAGGAAAAUCAGCUGAUGAGUGCCAGAACUACUUGCGAGUUGCAGCAAGGGCCCAGGGUAGGCUGCUUGUAUGUGGGACGAAUGCUUUCAAACCCAUGUGUCGCAGAUACGCGCGGCAUCCCCCAAAUCAUCAUUUAGAGGAGUUCGAUGGAACUGGCCGCUGUCCAUAUAGUCCACAGCACAACUCCACUGCCAUAUUUACAGAUGGUCAACUGUACACUGCAACGGCAGCAGAUUUCUCAGGAACCGAUCCAUUAAUUUAUAGAGAACCAGUACGAACCGAACAUUCCGAUUUACGUUUAUUGAAUGAUCCCUCCUUCGUUGGAGCUGUUGCUUCAACAAGCCAUGUCUACUUCUUCUACCGCGAGACAGCCGUAGAAUAUAUGAACUGUGGCAAAGCUGUAUAUUCAAGAGUAGCAAGAGUUUGUAUAAACGACAAAGGUGGACCACACACAUUUAGCGAUCGAUGGACCUCAUUUCUUAAAACUAGAUUGAAUUGCUCGAUUCCUGGAGAAUACCCAUUCUACUUUGACGAAAUACAGGCUACUACUGAGAUUAUUAACGGAAUCUAUGGCAAUGGCGGAAAUAGAAAUGAUAUCUUGUACGCAGUGUUUACUACACCUCAAAAUGCGAUAGGAGGCUCAGCUGUGUGUGCAUUUGCCAUGAGAGAUAUAUUAGACGCAUUCGAUGGGACAUUUAAAGGUCAGGAAAGCAUGAACUCAAACUGGCUGUCACUUGAAAAAGAAAAACUACCGCAUCCUCAACCUGGAUCAUGCGUAGAAGAUAGUAGAACACUUGCAGAUUCGACCGUGAAUUUUAUCAAAACGCACCCCCUUAUGGAUAAAGCCGUUCCAUCGUUUUUAGCUCGACCGAUCCUCAUAAGAGUAAGCCUACAGUACAGAUUCUCUGCGAUUGCCAUACAUCCCCAAGUGCAAUCUAUGAACGGAAAUAAAUUUGAUGUUAUGUACGUCGGCACGGACGACGGCAGAGUCAUUAAAGCUGUGAACGUGGCGUCAAACGAGGGAGUGUUCGAUGCAAGUGUAGAGGAAUACAGCAAAAACCCAGUUAGGACUGCUGUAAUAUCCGAAGUGCAAGUUUUACCCCCCGGCGUUCCUAUUAGACAAAUGCACGUCGCUCUUACGACGGAAAAACUUAUCGUCGCAUCCGGAGAUAUUAUACGAGCAGUCAGCUUAUCACAUUGCACGAACGUACAGUCUUGCAGGGAGUGUGUGGCUUUGCAAGACCCGCACUGUGCAUGGGAUUCAAAGCAACAGCAGUGUUCAUGGGUUGGAAACAGACAAUUUCCCAAUCCGGAGCGAUUUUUACAAAAUGUAGAGUACGGAAAGACUGAUAUAUGUAAUAAAUUGCCAGCUCUUCUGCCAAAUGAUAGACAAGGUAAUCGAAGUCCGGCUACUAAGAAACCGACACAAUCCGAAUCUAAUCUGCGGCACAAACCAGACGACAUACAAAAUGAAAUACUCAUAGAGGUCGUCGAAACGAACGUUAUGUCCGAAGAUAAGAAUGUUAAUAAUAAUAAACAUGAAACAGAUCUACUAACGGUGGAAGCUGCCGAGGGCAACAUUUACAGCGCUCAGGCAUUGUUGACGGCUGUCGUUGCGUCUUGUCUGGUCACGCUGAUGGUUGGAUUUGUCAUCGGUUACCUGUUCUCUCGGAGAUUUCGCCACCCAUUUUUCACUGACACUUCGCCCUUCAAUGAGCAACACAAUCAUUUAAAUAGGUUGAAUCCCUUGGAGACUCCUCUGAACGUGAACUCUGGAUAUAUUCCUCCGCGGUCAAAAAACGUGAAUAUGGUUGCGAACGUGUGUCCACUCGCAAAACAAGACAAUCUACACAUCGAACUUGGAAAAGACCGAGCACUAGAUCUACGAAAUUCCACAGAAUCCCUUGAUAAGGAUCUUAAGUGCGGCACCUUACAAAAAGUUAAAAAGACUUAUAUAUGA
Messenger RNA from Pieris macdunnoughi, 2250 nucleotides. The record is from the annotation of a GenBank genome assembly. Lineage: Eukaryota; Metazoa; Arthropoda; Insecta; Lepidoptera; Pieridae.